Molecule: messenger RNA, 2410 nt
Organism: Megachile rotundata (alfalfa leafcutting bee)
Lineage: Eukaryota; Metazoa; Arthropoda; Insecta; Hymenoptera; Megachilidae
Gene: por
Product: Protein-serine O-palmitoleoyltransferase por
Biological process (GO): protein palmitoylation; Wnt protein secretion; lipid modification
Cellular component (GO): membrane; endoplasmic reticulum
Molecular function (GO): Wnt-protein binding; palmitoleoyltransferase activity
Source: RefSeq, a predicted model, not a curated record
UAAACUAAUUUAAUUUUGUAGUUCAUCCAAUCAUACAUGAUUUAUUACAAUAAAAAAGAUCAUUUUCACUUUGAUAAAACUAAAAAGGAAGUUGGUGUUAUGGUUAAUGUCAAACUGCUAUGACAGUGAAACGCCGGCAAUUUAAUUUUUACUGUGAUGGAUGAUGCGGAGGAACCAAUUUUUUACGACGAUGAAGAUGAUUUUGUUGGACAUGAAUAUUUACAAGACACGGAAUAUGAAUACGAAUAUGAAGACAUGGAACGAGAAACAUUAUUUGAACUGUAUCAAUAUUGCUUCUGCCCUACUGUUUAUGAUACCAUCUCAUACAUCUUACCACUACUUAUUUCUACGAUCAUAUUUAGAUUAUGCAUCCAUUCUCAACAUGUGUCACACAAGACUUUCCAUAUACUGUCAAUGUUGAUUGGUAUAUAUAAUAUUUAUCAUUAUGUGACAGAAUGUUUAUAUACAUUACUAUUAUUGUGUAUAAUUUCGUAUAUUAGUCUAUAUAUACCUAAAAAGUAUUGCAAAAACAUAGGAAUAUUUUUACCAUCUCUUUUUAUUAUUGCAUAUUGUGAAUUUUCUAUGCCACCAAUAACUUGGCAUAAAAUACGUAGCGUAGUAAUGACAAUGGCAAUGAAAACAAUCAGUGUAGCAAUAGACAAAAUAGACUCAAAUGAUUUGCCUAACAUUUACACCUACAUGGGAUAUACUUUUUGUGGUGUUACAUGUCUUUUUGGUCCAUGGAUAUCAUUUAAAGAUUAUAUGUCAGUACGUUAUGUUAACAGUCAGGGUAAGUGGUGGAUGAUUUAUGGCAUUCAAUCUAUGUUUUUAUCCAUAUUAUUUUUAACUAUUUCAAAUUGUUGGACACAAUGGAUAGUUAUGGAUAAUUCAUGGAAGUGGUUAUUGGCUUAUAGAGAUGCACUAUCUUUUCGAGCAUCUCACUAUUUUAUUUCAUACAUUGCAUCUACUUUAUUGUUAAUAGGAGGAUUUCCACUUUCCUUAAAAACUGUGGUAAAACCAUUAAAAAUUGAAUUUCCACGUUCUCUUGUAGAUGUUGUUGUUUGUUGGAAUAUACCAAUGCAUUUCUGGUUAAAAACAUACAUAUUCCGUCCUAGUAUUAAACAUUUAGGAAAAUUCGGGGCUGUAACAAUGACAUAUUUAACAAGUGCCCUAUUACAUGGAUUAAAUUUUCAACUGGCGGCGGUUCUACUUAGCCUCGGAUUUUAUACAUAUGUAGAAUACCAACUGAGGUCUAUGCUUGCAAAUAUUUUCGAUGCAUGUAUUGCAUCAAAGCAGUGUACCACAAAUAAAUGUAUACACACAUACAACACUCAUAAUUCUUGGUGGGUACUUAUAACAAAUAUGGUAUUUUCUGGGUUAUCAGUGUUUCAUUUAGCAUAUUUAGGUCUUAUGUUUGAUACAUCAGAAUUACAAGAAACAGGAUAUAGUUAUAUUCAUACUAUCGAGAAAUGGUCGCAACUUGGAUUUGCUAGCCACUGGGUAGUGUUUGCCACAUAUUGCAUAUAUUUUUUGAUUAGGUAAUAUUAGAUUUAAAAAUUACACGUUUAUUAAUCUUAAAUAAUUUACACAUAUGUUAUAUUAACAUAGAUCUACAGACACUAUCUAGGCAGGAAGAAUAAAGUACAGAAAUUAUAAAAUAAUUUAAACAGGAGAUGUAAUAUGAUCAUAGAAUUCUGAAAAUAAGUAAAAUACAUAGUCUUUAUUAAAUUUAUAACAUAAUAUAAAGUAGAUUUGCACGUAUGUGUAUAUAAAGCACAUUAAACAAUUAUUACAUUGCAAUUCUAAAAUGUUUAUAUGCUAUACUCAUUAAAUAAUACUUUAUUGACAUCUUAUGUUAUCAAACUUGAACAAAGUUAUACUAGGGGAUAAGAAUAUUCUUUUAAUUAAAAUACAAUUAAUUUUGCAAUUUGAUUUUGAUGCUAGUAAAAUAUACCAAUACACAACAGUAUACUAUAUAUUACAGCAUAAUGUAUCGUAUACUCUACAACAAGUUAAAAACAAAAAUAACACACUUUAGAAUUAACUACUCAUUUGUUCUUGUAUAAAAUAUACGAAAGAAUUUUUCUACAGGUUUACUUACAUAUUUAAGGCAAAAGUUUGAAACAUGUGUUUACAUACACACAUACACGUGCACACGUAUAUGUAUAUGUUCAUCCAUACACACCACAUACGUACACGCAUAUGCGAUUAACUACUAAUUUAAUAAUAAUGUACCUACUAUUGUAAAUAUACAAUUUUUCUAACACUGUCACGAAAGCGUAAUUAAUGCGUUAUACGAUAUUGUUUAAUAUUAGACAAUCAUCAGUACAGUAAGCGCUUUUAUACAUAAUAUUAUGAUCAGCUCCUUCUCAUGAUUAUAAAUUAUUUGUAAAAAAUGUUAUUUGUAAUA